Molecule: messenger RNA, 1986 nt
Organism: Xenopus tropicalis (tropical clawed frog)
Lineage: Eukaryota; Metazoa; Chordata; Amphibia; Anura; Pipidae
Gene: ppara
Product: peroxisome proliferator activated receptor alpha
Exons: 8
Coding region: 356-1780 (474 amino acids)
Biological process (GO): DNA-templated transcription; signal transduction; regulation of DNA-templated transcription
Cellular component (GO): nucleus
Molecular function (GO): sequence-specific DNA binding; zinc ion binding; DNA binding
Source: RefSeq, a predicted model, not a curated record
GUCAGCGACGCUCUCUUUCCUCGCAGCACGAUUUAACCCUUCCCUGCCUGGGUUUGGCUUCUACUCACUUUCUCGCUGAAUCAGCAGUUUUUGUGUUUUUUUCAUUUGUUUGUAGAAACCUCAUUCCCGACCCAGCGGAACGGAAUUCCCAGCAGCGCGAUCGGCACAACCGGAAUGUGCCAGGAAGCGUCUUAUGGCGGCGCCGCCUCAUUGGCCCAGAAACGAUAGGAUGGCGUGAUUCCCGGAACUGAUUGUUAUGGGAAUUGUGUGUCACGCCUGGAACAGGUUGGACUGAUGCAGCUUUCCUAAUAGUAACGUCUGAGUAACUAUGUGAUGGUUUCGGGCCAGACUUGCUAUGUCCGCCAUCAUGGUAGACACAAACAGCGAGUUGUGCAAUUUGACCCCUUUGGACGAGGAUGACCUAGAGAGCCCAUUAUCGGGAGAGUUCCUGCCGGACAUCGGGGACAUUCAGGAUAUCACUGAGACAAUCGGGGACGAUGGCUCCGCGGCUUUUGGUGCCUCCGAGUAUCAGUUCUUGGGGAACAGUCCGGGGUCGAAUGGGUCCGUCAGCACAGACCUUACGGACACCUUGUCGCCCGCGUCGAGUCCGGCGUCCGUCACCUUCCCCGCGGCUCCGGGGGGCGCAGAGGACGUGUCUUGCAAGUCGCUGAACCUCGAGUGCCGAGUGUGCGGAGACAAGGCCUCCGGGUUCCACUAUGGGGUUCACGCCUGCGAGGGGUGCAAGGGCUUCUUCCGGAGGACGAUCCGCCUUAAACUGGCGUACGAGCGCUGUGAGCGAAUGUGCAAGAUACAGAAGAAGAACCGCAACAAGUGCCAAUAUUGCCGCUUCGAAAAGUGCCUUAAUGUCGGAAUGUCCCACAACGCGAUACGAUUCGGGAGGAUGCCGCGGUCGGAAAAGGCGAAACUGAAGGCGGAAGUGCAGACGUGCGACCAGGACACUAAGGACGCACCAAUGGGCGACCUCCUCUCUCUGGCGCGGCUCAUUUACGACGCGUAUCUGAAGAACUUCAACAUGAACAAAGUGAAAGCCAGAGCCAUCCUGACGGGCAAAGCCAGUAAUCCGCCGUUUGUUAUACACGACAUGGAGACGCUGUGCAUGGCCGAGAAGACGUUAGUGGCCAAACUGGUGGCCAACGGCAUCCAGAACAAGGAGGCGGAGGUGCGGAUCUUCCAUUGCUGCCAGUGCACGUCGGUAGAGACGGUAACGGAACUGACGGAGUUCGCCAAAUCCAUCCCCGGCUUCACCGAGCUGGACCUCAACGAUCAAGUGACUUUGUUAAAGUACGGGGUCUACGAGGCCAUGUUCGCCAUGUUGGCGUCCGUCAUGAACAAGGAUGGGAUGUUGGUGGCCUACGGCAACGGUUUCAUCACGCGGGAAUUCCUGAAGAGCCUGAGGAAGCCCAUCGGGGACAUGAUGGAGCCCAAGUUUGAGUUUGCCAUGAAGUUCAAUGCCUUGGAGCUGGACGACAGCGACCUGUCUCUGUUUGUAGCGGCGCUCAUUUGCUGUGGAGACCGCCCGGGAUUGGUGAACGUUCCCAGCAUAGAGAAGAUGCAGGAGAGCAUCGUCCACGUCCUGAAACUCCACCUCCAAUCGAAUCACCCUGACGACGGCUUCCUCUUCCCGAAGCUGCUGCAGAAGAUGGCCGACCUGCGCCAGUUGGUGACGGAGCACGCGCAGCUGGUACAGACCAUCAAGAAGACGGAGACGGACGCGGCGCUGCACCCGCUGCUGCAGGAAAUCUACAGGGACAUGUACUGAGCGCUCGGCCGCUUUCUCCUUUAAAGAUUUUACUUUUUUUUUUUUAAAGAUUUUUUUUAUUUUUCCAUAUUUUUGGACGGGAGCAAAAUCAGCAGAAUUGGGGCUUAUUUACUUGUGCCUUCUCCUCCAGCCAUGGCAACGCUUCCUACAGCCUGCACUACAGUUCCUGGGGCGGGCUAUCUGCCCGGGGGGGCGGGGGCAGACUA